CAGGAGGUGAUGAACUCCAAGCUGGGGCUGGACAUCGAGAUCGCCACCUACAGGCGCCUGCUGGAGGGCGAGGAGCAGAGGUUGUGUGAGGGCGUUGGCUCCGUGAAUGUGUGCGUGAGCAGCUCCCGCGGUGGCGUCGUCUGUGGAGAUCUCUGCGUCUCCGGUACUGCCCCUGCUGUCAACACCAGAGUGUGCAGCGCCCCCUGCAGCGGAAACGUGGUGGUGGGCACCCCCAAUGCCUGCGUCCCCUGCGCCGGGGCAGGCGCCUGCAGCGGAGGCUGUAAGAAGUGCUAGGAGGCCACAAAGCCGCAAGCCACUGCCAUGGGCCACCCUGCCCGAAGGGACAGCACUGCGGGACAGUGGCCUCAGCGCCGUCAUCUCAUUCUAUAGCUUUCCCUAGCAACUUGUUCUGAGAAUUCUUGCUUUUCUUUCCCCUUCUGCCUUUUUGCUGGAUUCAUUGGUCUUAGAAUCUCGAAGGAUCCACUGCCCCAGGAUCCUUUGUCCGACUUUACCCGGGUCCCUAGGAUGCUUUUGAUUAGGCAUGGAGACAGGGACCAACAUGAUUGCCAGCUUUCCUGUCACUCCGCGAGAGACCACGUGACCCAGAGCAUCUUUUUCCGGGUCUGCCUGGCAGCAGCUUCCCCAAACUCAGCUGCCUGCUCAUUUGCCUUUGUCUCACUUUGCCUUCCCAAUAAACUAAUUGCAGCGAAUC
Molecule: messenger RNA, 712 nt
Organism: Grammomys surdaster
Lineage: Eukaryota; Metazoa; Chordata; Mammalia; Rodentia; Muridae
Product: keratin, type II cuticular Hb6-like
Exons: 3
Coding region: 10-294 (94 amino acids)
Biological process (GO): keratinization; intermediate filament organization
Cellular component (GO): keratin filament
Molecular function (GO): structural constituent of skin epidermis
Source: RefSeq, a predicted model, not a curated record